CCGCAGUCAGCUGCUGUGUGAGGUGCACUUCAUCCAUCGCUUUGCCAGAGACAGCAAGAGGAGGAGAGGAAGUAAAACACAGCACACUCAGGAGCAUCAUGGCACCGAUUGGAUUAAAGGCGGUCGUUGGAGAAAAGAUUAUGAACGAUGUUAUUAAGAAGGUGAAGAAGAAGGGAGAAUGGAAGGCUCUGAUAGUGGACCAGCUCAGUAUGAGGAUGCUCUCCUCUUGUUGCAAAAUGACCGACAUCAUGACAGAGGGCAUCACUAUUGUUGAAGACAUUAACAAGAGAAGAGAGCCUCUGCCCUCCUUGGAGGCCAUUUACCUGAUCACCCCCACUGAGAAGUCUGUGCAGAUGCUCAUUAAUGACUUCAAAGAUCCCCAUUCAACGAAAUAUAAAGCGGCUCAUGUGUUCUUCACUGACUCUUGCCCGGACCCCCUGUUUAAUGAGGUGGUCAAGAGCCGGGCCUCUAAAACCGUUAAAACCCUGAAUGAGAUCAACAUCGCCUUCCUGCCCUAUGAGUCCCAGGUGUUCUCUCUGGACAACCCUGAUGCCUUACAGAGCUUCUACAGCCCUCAUAAGACACAGCUGAAGAACCCUGUGAUGGAACGACUGGCCGAGCAACUGGCCACACUUUGUGCCACACUAAAGGAGUACCCUGCUGUACGAUACCGAGGGGAAUACAAAGAUAAUGCCACUCUGGCUCAGUUGCUUCAAGACAAACUGGACGCCUACAAGGCAGAUGAUCCCACUAUGGGUGAGGGUCCAGACAAGGCCCGCUCUCAGCUCAUUAUUCUGGAUCGAGGUUUCGACCCCGUCUCCCCUGUCCUACAUGAGCUUACCUUCCAGGCUAUGGCAUAUGACCUGCUGCCCAUCGAGAACGACGUCUACAAGUAUGAGACCAGUGGCAUAGGUGACUCUCGCGAGAAGGAAGUCCUGCUGCAUGAAGACGAUGACCUCUGGGUGGCGCUACGACACAAACAUAUCGCAGAGGUGUCUCAGGAGGUGACACGCUCCUUGAAGGAAUUCUCUGCCAGUAAACGGAUGAACACUGGAGAGAAGACCACCAUGAGGGACCUGUCUCAAAUGCUCAAGAAGAUGCCCCAAUAUCAGAAAGAGCUCAGCAAGUACUCAACCCACCUGCAGCUGGCUGAGGACUGCAUGAAGAACUACCAGGGAACCGUGGACAAGCUGUGCCGUGUAGAACAGGAUCUUGCAAUGGGAACAGACGCAGAGGGUGAAAAGAUUAAAGACCCCAUGAGGGCCAUCGUGCCAAUCUUGCUGGACGCCAACGUCAGCACCUAUGACAAGAUCCGCAUCAUCCUGCUCUACAUCUUCCUCAAAAACGGGAUCACGGAGGAGAAUCUUAACAAGCUGAUCCAACACGCCCAGAUACCUCCCGAGGACAGUGAGAUCAUCACCAAUAUGGCUCACCUGGGUGUCCCCAUCAUCACAGAUUCCACCCUCCGCAGAGGCAAAAAGCUUGAUCGUAAGGAGCGUGUGAGCGAGCAGACCUACCAGCUUUCUCGCUGGACCCCCCUGAUUAAGGACAUCAUGGAGGAUGCUAUCGAAGACAAGCUGGACACCAAACAUUAUCCGUACAUCUCAACACGCUCAUCCUCUUCCUUCAGCACUUCUGCAGUCAGUGCCCGAUAUGGCCACUGGCACAAGAAUAAAACCCCUGGAGAGUACCGCACAGGCCCACGCAUCAUGGUUUUCAUCAUUGGAGGCAUGUCCUUUAGCGAAAUGCGCUGUGCCUAUGAGGUCACACAGGCCAACGGCAAAUGGGAGGCCAUCGUUGGUUCUACUCACUCGCUCACCCCCACCAAAUUUCUAAUGGACCUGCGGCAUCCCGACUUCCGAGAAUCCACUAGGGUAUCCUUUGAGGACCCUGACCCCUCAGACGAGUGAGAGAGAGAAAGAGGGAAGGGUGGGAGAGAGAAAUCACACUGAAAAAGUUCGACCCAUGUCGUCUCCCCCACCAUGCUUCUCGACACUCUCAAGGCCAUGAACAAACCUGAUGAGGAGCAGACAAGCUAAAAUCACAAUUCCCCCACCCCCUCACCCUACCUUCAACUGUUACCCUCACCUGCUCCUAUAUAAAUUGUGUAUGCAUCUUGCUUGAAAGUAAAAAAAAAAAAAAAAAGAAGAUUGGUGACAAAAUAACAUUAUAUAUAUAAAAUAUAAAACUAAUAUAUAUAAAUAUAUAUAUAUAUAUAUAUAUAUAUAUAUAUAUAUAUAUUAGUAUGUUAAAAUAAAUUAAUCAUUGCAAGUAUUCUGUUUUACAAUGGAUGCAAAUGAUUAGACUGUCAAACUGAAUUAUAAUUAUCAAUCGCCAUUUAAAAACCUGAAAGUACCAAAUGUAAUAUUGUAUGUUAUGGAACCUGCUAGAAUUUUUAAAUGGUAGAUCACUCUUUGCAUUUGUUCCUUAUUUAACUCGGUAUGUUUUUAAUGGUUUAAUGGUAGGUGGGGAUGGGACUGGUUUGUAUACAAACAGACCAGUAUGGCAAAAUUACGCAUAUCACUUCCGAUGCUGAAGGCUAAACUUCCGCCCAGUUUAGAUGCUUGGGGUUUUUAGAUGUAGUCUUUAUUUUAGGUGUGCAUGCUACGGACGCUACUAUGUGGACCUUUUGACACUGAAAAUAAAAAAAAAAAAAACCCAUGUUAAGAUGUGUAAAAAUGAAACAAUGAGCAUCUUCUGGGACUUCAGUGGUGAAGAGGAAGGAGGCCAACGGAAUAAAAAGUGAAAGAGACACUGUGCAUAGAUAGCGGAUGUCACCCUUCCUUCAGUCAUUGGGAGCAUUUCCUUUCUGCAUCCUUUUCACGUCUCCUUCUGCAGAGACCUCAUGAUUUAGUGUCAAGAAGGCCGUUGCUUGCAAAUGUUUAAGAUAUUCAAAAAAAGGGCCAGUUGUAUUUCAGUAUUGUAUCUUGUCCGAUUAAGUCUUUAUCAUUGGUUAGGUAUCAAUGUUUAACCGGACCAUGCACUGAGUAGCGUGUUGAUGUAUAUGCCAUAUGUUACUGUUUUUCCGUCUUAACUGUUGAUUGGUGCGAAUUUCUAACUGUGUAGUAAAACUUUCCUUUGCCAAUGUGAAUCCACUGUGUUUGUGACAUAUUAGCUGUAGCUGUAGUGAUAAACUGGGAAACAAUAGGUAAUAUCUAUCUUUUGUUUGUCUGUCUGAUUAUUUCUGGUGCAGUGUUAUAUCUUCCAAUGGUGAAUGGCUUUGCAAAGAAACACAACCCACUUUUAAACAUUUCAGUUUCCUCUACUCUUCUGGCAGACAGGUUGUAUAUUGCACUACGCGUUUUCUGUGAUGCAAACACUUAUAUGGUUCUCUCUUUUUUAUUUUUUAAUUUAUUACCUUAUUUUGGUUUGCUGUUGUAUCGCACCUACUGUGUCCACUGAAUUGAUUUCUAUUACAUUUAUUUUUCAGAGAAUAUCAAUAAAUAAGAACGUAGUUCGUCCUAAACCUGUUGAACUUACUGGGAUUCUAUGUUUGCGAGUGCUGAAGCACAAACUAAAGUAUACAUUAUGUGUACCGAUAUACUAAGGCUGUCUAAUAAAUUGGCUUCCAAUACAAA
This is a messenger RNA of Myxocyprinus asiaticus (Chinese sucker), 3578 nucleotides long. Its product is annotated as syntaxin-binding protein 1. Gene Ontology annotation, molecular function: syntaxin binding. The transcript is spliced from 20 exons. The coding region runs from base 99 to 1910 and encodes 603 amino acids. Gene Ontology annotation, biological process: neurotransmitter secretion; vesicle-mediated transport; intracellular protein transport. Gene Ontology annotation, cellular component: secretory granule; plasma membrane. Lineage: Eukaryota; Metazoa; Chordata; Actinopteri; Cypriniformes; Catostomidae. The record is from RefSeq and is a predicted model, not a curated record.